Messenger RNA from Bipolaris victoriae FI3, 594 nucleotides. RefSeq lists its product as hypothetical. The transcript has 4 exons. NCBI's taxonomy places the organism in Eukaryota, Fungi, Ascomycota, Dothideomycetes, Pleosporales, Pleosporaceae. The record is from RefSeq and is a predicted model, not a curated record. The coding region runs from base 1 to 594 and encodes 197 amino acids.
AUGGCCGUUCCGAGACGUCUUAGCGAUCGGCGAUGGGGAUCAGCGAGUCGGUGUCGGGACGAAGCCGAUAGCGUGUUCGGGCAGCAGCAGCGCGGGAUCCGGAGCGUGCAGGGGACGAGGGCGAGAGAGCAAGCAGGCAGGGACUACGCCAUGAUAAGGCCCUCGCUCUCGCUGGCCUUCCCCCAGGGCCGCUGCAACCAAGGAACACAGUACGUACCGGCAAUCCCACGCCCCCUGCACCGUCACUCGACUCCCCCCAACUUGCCGUGGCCAUGCUCCGAUGUUGGCUUUGUCGUGACCCGUUCGCAGCCGAUUACAAGGCCCAUAUCAGCAACCCUCCAUAUCGGCUCCUCACGCUGCGCCAUCCGUCCUUCCAUGCCUCGCGCCCACAACCCCCCAUUGGCGUUAUCGUGCCGCGGGGGUCGUCACGCCGCCGCCAAAAAAGGUCCGACUUCGCUCCUCGACACACGUGUUUGUCCGACAGGCUCCCUCUGCAAGACAUCCAUCCCGCAAUGGACCAACAUGCCCCAUCACCCGAGGCGUGACGUGAGCACUGCGACACCCUGCCCCGCGUGGACAAGCCCUCACCCGUGA